Dendronephthya gigantea is the source of this 1418-nucleotide messenger RNA. Its product is annotated as type I inositol 3,4-bisphosphate 4-phosphatase-like. NCBI's taxonomy places the organism in Eukaryota, Metazoa, Cnidaria, Anthozoa, Malacalcyonacea, Nephtheidae. The record is from RefSeq and is a predicted model, not a curated record. Gene Ontology annotation, cellular component: cytoplasm. Gene Ontology annotation, molecular function: phosphatidylinositol-3,4-bisphosphate 4-phosphatase activity. The transcript has 15 exons. The annotation marks the transcript as partial.
AUGCCGUUACAUCAGCAAAAUUUGAACGGAAUCCUGAGUGUGUACGCUGGUUUCAACUAUUGUGUAAUACUGCUUUGUGAUAUUGCUCAUGAAAAAGUCAUAAUUUCUAAACAAUAUGAAUUGUUUAGGAUUAAGUAUAUGAUUAAUGAAGCCUCAUUAUAUGAAGAAAGGCAAGAUGUAGGGGUGUCAUCUUGGCGUAAUUUUAAACCAAGCAGCCUGAAGACGGACAAGACCUUGGCGUUUGUUACAACAAACUUACAUUUGCAAAGACUUAAAGUCAUAGAUGGGACGAAUGAACAAGGCUAUGAUGUGGUUACGUUUGGGGCUCCAUCGGCUCAUUCAAUGAAGUACAGUAAAGGAGGGUUGAGAAGACUUCUAGGAAACCUGAGAGAAGCUUAUUUUACGCAAAGUGGAGGUGACAACAGAGCAAACCGAGCUAAGAAUAAAAGAAUUGAACUGGAACUGUUGAAACAUGCAUUUAAGGAUAUAUGUAAAAAUUUUAAAAGCGCUUUAGCCAAUAACAACUUGGAGGAGGUCAUCGAACUCUCAACAAAGUUGCACGAAAAGGUGAACGAUCUUCUAAAAUACUAUGAAAUGACGUUUAUCAUCGAUUCUCUUGUUUCGUUGAGUACAUCCCGUCCAAUUCCAUCCACGGCUUCAACUUCUCGUGAAGAAUAUGGUGAGAAAUACACAUACAAAGGCCUAAAUGAUUUUCAACCUGAAUCGGAGGAUGCCGAUGACCCCGAAUGCCAGGUUCUGCGUAAUUCUAUUGAAAGUUCAGUGGCGCAGAUUCUAAAAAUGAUUAAUGAAUUGAAUAAAGAAAGUCCGCUAAUUUUGAAUGACUUAGCAAAGAAAAGUUGGCGAACGAUAGGAGAGAAGACUUUGGAUUCCGUGGUAGAUGAUGUUUACUAUUUUGUUGACGCUCUUAUUAAGAAAUUAAAUUUGGGAAUGAUUUUCGUUCUACUUCAGGAAGAAUCGCGUCAUGCCCAGACUAUGCAAGACCUCCGUCAACGUCGCGAUAUUUGUCUUUCACAGGCAGUAACGGCACUCAUUUGUGGAUUUGAAGCUAAAAUUUACACAUCACUAUUUGACGCAAGUUUCAUGAAACAACUUUGUGAGAUUGGUGUUCUUGCUGAAUUUGAAUGUCUUCUGAGUACUUACGGUGAUGAAAUGGGAAUGUUAGAAGACAUGUCCAUUGCAAUACGCGAUCUUUCAUGUGUCAAAUUUAAGUUCGCUUGCUCUGAUAACGAAACGAUUCCCUACGUCACUGGAACAAGGGCUAAUAUUCAUGUUACCAUACUCCUCGAAACAGAAUAUUUCUGUUAUUUACCCAAAGAAUUGCAAGAAGGAAAAUUAAUACAAGUUUCUCCAGUUAUUUUCACUCAAGGGAUCAACGAACAUGCGACUUUAGCUGAAAG